ACCGAGUUAUGUCGAGUUCCCGGACUCGACUCGCCUCGACUCCCUCUGCAGAAACACUAGACUGACAUCCGCCCUUCAUCAGUCCAGCAUCACGUGGCAGCCCUCAUCCUAUUAUGCCUCCCCCAGUCGUUUGCUGUGUUUGCUGUGCCCACUCUCUUCCUUCCCCUGGUCCUCCCCGCCAGCCCUUCUAGCCGCACCGGCCAGCACCGCCGCCUGCUUGCUCUCGACCGCCAUGGCGGAAAAGGACGCCACCGCGAGGCUCCGGCGAGCCGUGAAGGAGAACAAUCUGUUCCUCGUCAAACGUCUCAUCAAGAGGACCGACAUGCGCAAUCCUGACCCACUGAACAAGCGGUACACAUCACUGGCCUGGGCGGCCGUCCUCGGACACGAGGAGACAUUUGAGUUCCUGUUGACUAGCGGUCAUGAUGACCACGAGUACAGCAAGGACACAGACAACAACACUAUACUGAUCCUGCUGGCCGACGCGAAGCCUCCCAUUACAACCCCAUACGGUUCGACCCAGAGUGAACAGGAUUUCCUCAGUGCAACCCUGCGUAUGGCGCGCCUCUACUACGACCGGUACCCGGACAUUCUAGACUGGGCGAAUAUGGAAGGAAAGACAGCGCUGCAUGUUGCGGCGUUGAAGGGGAAGGAGGAGCUCGUCCGAAUGCUCUGCGAUUUCGGGGCAGACGUCGAUCUCGCGGAUAACGAGGGAAACGCGCCCCUGCAUUAUGCAAGCGCUUGGGGCCAUAUCCCAAUUGUGCAGCUUCUUAUCGAGCGUGGGUGCCAGUACUCUGCUCGCAAUAACGAGGGUUUCACACCAUCGGACUAUGCUUACUCAACAAGCACCAGGGACACCUUGCAGGACACCGCGCGGACGCAGUUCGAACUGAACAAGAAGGCUCGCAGGAAUGUCUUCGCGCAAGCUGCUGCAAGAGGGACCGAAUGGGGUGCGACCCCAGAUCCCAUAAUGGGACCCCCGCCCAAAGCAUACUUCAUAAACGGCUCGCGCAUGCGGAGCGGCUCCGGUACAAGUCGAACAACGAACACCUCCGACAGCGGUGAUAUGAUUGAUGCAGCCUACUCCUCCCGCAGCCAUCUCUCGCCAGUCUCUUCAUUAUCUCCUCCCCGCCGCCCCACACAACUCCCAUCUGGAUCCCACUCACCAGCUCAACCAUCCGCAAGCUCGUCCAGCAGCACCCCCUUUUCCACUACGUCACCUUCGGCGCAAUCUCACCUUAACCCUUCCAUGUCCAACAACCCCGCGUCAGCACUAUCUCCCAUAGCUACGCGCAUGCGAGAGCGCGACGCCGAUGCCAUGGAGAAGUACAAACUGCGACAACGUAGUGGAAGCGGCGCUACGGCUUCGACAGAUAAUCAGUCCACCAAUGGGUCGGCACCAACGCCUGAGGACCGUGCACAGCCGCUGAUAACAGUGGGCUCUGUUGCGCCCCGCCGUCGGUUACGACCAUCAGCUUCUGCAGCCCAGCUUCGUACCACUCCCCAACCACCCCCGAUCAGCCCGAACCCAUCCAUCUCGCAGCAAGAAAUGGCUCGACAUCGAUCGGGAACUAGUCCUGCUACGAUUCCCGCGUCGCCGACUACGCAGGACCCAUUAUCAUUAGCAACACCGACUCAAAGCUCGUCGAGGCCGCCCUUGCGCAGGCGCGAGGACGGCAACACAGGUGGAUAUACUGGACCUCCAUCUCAAUAUGCCGACUUCCCCGCUCCACCUGUCUCCGACGACCCCAUUGAGCGCACACGCACGAUCACUCCCACCACCGCAACUGGCCCCGCGCUGUCGUAUUCGCGGCGGCUGCCCUUCAACCUUCUUUCGUCUCACAAGUCAAGCACGGAUUCGACCGCAGGCGGUCACCGGCGAAACGCGUCUGUCAAUGCUGCUAUCAGAUAGGGGCCGUAUAAUCGGCUCUAAUGAGCUGUACUUGUUCUUGAACACUCCUCCUGGUCUGUACGCCACACAUGUCCCUUGUAGUCGACUUUGCUUCCGUCUCUCGCUGUGCAACUAUCCACGCUUCAUCCGUCUGGGCUCGUGCAUGCAUUGGUUUCCACUACGCAGAGAAUGCAAUUAUCUUAUUUGACACUGUA
Messenger RNA from Rhodofomes roseus, 2106 nucleotides. RefSeq names its product ankyrin. Lineage: Eukaryota; Fungi; Basidiomycota; Agaricomycetes; Polyporales; Fomitopsidaceae. Gene Ontology annotation, biological process: RNA processing. The record is from RefSeq and is a predicted model, not a curated record. Gene Ontology annotation, molecular function: RNA binding; protein binding; RNA nuclease activity. Bases 233 to 1912 code for a protein of 559 amino acids. The transcript is spliced from 7 exons.